AUGGAGGCGCAGGAGAUAGUCGAGCUCUUGGGCAUGCUGCCUCACCCCGAAGGUGGCUACUACAAGGAAACGUUCCGGGCGCCGGCAGAGAAGGAGGGCGAGCGCGGGGCGUGCACGGCCAUCUACUUCCUCCUCGCCGAGGGGCAGAAGUCUCACUGGCACAAGGUCGACGCUGUCGAGACCUGGCUCUGGCAUUCGGGUGCGCCGUUGGAGCUGUCGAUCUCAGAGGACGCUGAGACGGUGAGCGCCACUGUGCUUGGAGCCGACCUCAAGGCUGGGCAGCGACCGCAGGGCGUCGUGCCCAAGGACGCGUGGCAGGCUGCUCGAUCGCUGGGCAAGUGGACGCUGGUGAGCUGCACCGUGGCGCCCGCAUUCGAGUUCUCCGGUUUCACUCUCGCGCCGCCCGGGUGGGCUCCCGGCAAGCCCCUUGCCUAA
This is a messenger RNA of Acanthamoeba castellanii str. Neff, 435 nucleotides long. Its product is annotated as cupin superfamily protein. The record is from RefSeq and is a predicted model, not a curated record. Bases 1 to 435 code for a protein of 144 amino acids. Lineage: Eukaryota; Discosea; Longamoebia; Acanthamoebidae. Gene Ontology annotation, cellular component: intracellular anatomical structure. The transcript is spliced from 4 exons.